Messenger RNA from Colias croceus (clouded yellow), 1217 nucleotides. It is a transcript of the gene Rho1, whose product is annotated as ras-like GTP-binding protein Rho1. The record is from RefSeq and is a predicted model, not a curated record. The coding region runs from base 151 to 768 and encodes 205 amino acids. The transcript has 2 exons. NCBI's taxonomy places the organism in Eukaryota, Metazoa, Arthropoda, Insecta, Lepidoptera, Pieridae. Gene Ontology annotation, biological process: cell migration; small GTPase-mediated signal transduction. Gene Ontology annotation, molecular function: GTP binding; GTPase activity.
UAACACUGACUUACGAAUGAAACGAAAGUGCUUGUGAUGAGCAAAGACGAUUAAAAAAGUGUCGAUAGGUCAAUAUUCUGCAGAAAUUAGCCAGAAUCUUCAGGUAUCUACAAAAUAUACUAAAUAAUAACCCUCGUAUGUGAGGGUACUAUGUGGUGGUGCUGUUCUUCUUCCGCUAGUUCAGGACCGAUGGCUGCGAUACGUAAAAAAUUAGUGAUUGUUGGUGAUGGUGCGUGCGGUAAAACAUGCCUGUUGAUCGUGUUUAGCAAAGAUCAGUUCCCGGAAGUGUAUGUGCCGACAGUAUUUGAGAAUUACGUUGCCGACAUAGAGGUUGAUGGAAAACAAGUGGAGCUCGCGCUAUGGGAUACGGCCGGUCAGGAGGAUUACGACCGGCUGCGGCCCCUGUCAUAUCCGGACACCGACGUGAUCCUCAUGUGCUUCUCGGUGGACUCGCCAGAUUCGCUCGAGAACAUACCAGAGAAGUGGACACCGGAGGUGAAGCACUUUUGCCCCAAUGUGCCCAUCAUUCUCGUCGGAAACAAAAAGGAUUUGCGCAACGACCCGGCCACGAUUAACGAGCUCCGCAAGAUGAAGCAGGAGCCGGUGAAGCCCCAGGAAGGCCGCGCCAUGGCGGAGAAGAUAAACGCGUUCGCGUACCUGGAGUGCUCCGCGAAGAGCAAGGAGGGCGUGCGCGAGGUGUUCGAGACGGCGACCCGCGCCGCGUUACAAGUUAAGAAGAAGAAGAAGACAAAGUGUUCUCUGCUGUAAAUGUGCUGUUGUCGCAAGAACUCUGAUUAUGAAUUGUUCGCAUACUGCCUGAAAACUUAAGUUUGAAACGACUCGAACUCUGCAGCAGUCGCGACGUCGGCCACACAGUGCUUCCUUCUGAUACUGAAAGCUGACGCGAUGUCGCGGCCCGCGUAGCACGCACACCCACUCAGUAUUUGUGUGGCUAUCCUUUCACAAUCGGUACUUGUAUAUUUUAUAGAUUAUCUAUAAAUAAUAAGCGUAAUUGCCUUAACAGAGUAGUCGGGGGCGAGGGUGGGCCCUCGUUCGUUGGGCUCACAAGAAUUUCGUGCUAUACUAUCAUGUUAUAUAAUCAAGUAGCAUUUCUUCAAUUUAUAGAUUUAUUCCUCGACCGGUGUCGUCUCAGCGAGACUUAUUGUUUAGUUUGGUAUUUUGUAUUUUAAUUUUUCAAUAAAAUAGUGUAUAAAUUA